AUGGAUGUAGCCGACACAUAUGCUACUCAAAGUCAAGUUAAAGACGAGGUUGGAGUACGGUGCCAGAAGUUGUUUCAAGAUUUCUUAGAAGAGUUUAAGGAAGAAAAUGAGAUUAAGUACGAAAAAAGCUCCAGGGAGCUCCUUAAACCCGAAUUAAGUACUUUGGAAGUCAGUUUUGACGACGUUGAAAAGUACAACCAGAAUCUCGCUACUACGAUAAUUGAGGAAUACUAUAGGAUAUAUCCAUUUUUGAACCUUGCUAUUCUGAAUUACGUUCGGAGUCUCGCAGACAGCGGUUUGAAGAAAGAUCUACAAGAUAAAGAAUGUUACGUUUCAUUUGUAGACGUACCAACACGGCAUAAAGUUAGAGAAUUGACAACAGCCAAGAUUGGUACAUUGAUCAGAAUCUCUGGACAGAUUGUACGGACACACCCUGUGCAUCCGGAGCUGGUACUUGGGACAUUUGUGUGUCUGGAUUGUCAGACAGUGAUAAAAAAUGUUGAACAACAGUUUAAGUACACACUACCAACAAUCUGCCGUAACCCUGUCUGCGCCAACCGUCGUCGCUUCAUGCUGGACCCGGACAAGUCGGUAUUCGUGGACUUUCAGAAGAUUCGCAUCCAAGAGACCCAGGCCGAGUUGCCACGAGGAUGUAUUCCACGUUCUUUGGAAGUAAUUUUAAGAGCUGAGGCUGUGGAGUCUGUGCAGGCUGGAGACCGGUACGAUUUCACAGGCUCUCUCAUAGUGGUACCAGAUGUAGGAGCACUAGCAAUGCCCGGAGCUAAAGCCGAGCUAACCACUAGAACAAGACAAGGGAAUGAGGCACAGAUGGAAGGCAUUAAAGGAUUAAAGGCACUGGGUGUUCGAGAGCUGCAUUACAAGACGGCCUUCCUAGCUUGCAGUGUACAGGCAAUAUCACGACGGUUUGGCACUGCGGAGCUUUCCACCGACGACCUUACAACCGAGGAUAUGAGGAAACAGAUGACUGACAAGGAGUGGGACAAGGUAUACGAGAUGUCACGUGACCGUAACUUGUACAACAACUUGAUAACGAGUCUAUUUCCGAGCAUCCACGGAAAUAACGAGGUGAAGAGAGGAGUUCUGCUCAUGUUGUUUGGAGGAGUCGCUAAGACUACCAUUGAAGGUACUACUCUCCGAGGCGACAUAAACGUCUGCAUAGUAGGCGACCCUUCAACGGCCAAGUCUCAAUUGUUGAAGCAAGUAAGCGAGAUGACACCGCGCGCCAUUUACACCAGUGGAAAGGGUUCUUCCGCCGCUGGUCUUACUGCAGCUGUUGUCAAGGACGAAGAAUCAUUCGACUUUGUUAUCGAAGCCGGCGCGUUAAUGUUAGCGGACAACGGUGUGUGCUGUAUCGACGAGUUCGACAAGAUGGACCUGGCUGACCAGGUCGCUAUACACGAAGCUAUGGAGCAGCAGACCAUAUCCAUUGCUAAGGCCGGAGUCCGUGCAACACUAAACGCGCGAACAUCAAUCCUGGCUGCCGCGAACCCCAUCGGCGGUCGCUACGACAGGGCGAAGUCCCUGCAGCAGAACGUGGCCUUGAGCGCCCCCAUCAUGUCCCGGUUCGACCUCUUCUUCAUCCUCAUCGACGAGAGCAGCGAGAUGGUCGACUACGCCAUCGCAAGGAAGAUCGUCGAUUUACAUUGCAACAAGGAGGAGACUUACGACUGCGUCUAUUCGAGAGAAGACCUGCUGCGAUACAUCGCGUUUGCUCGGUCUUUCAAACCAAUAAUUACUGAGGAAGCGGGGCAGCUGCUGGUGGAGUACUACACGGUGCUGCGCACGCGCGACGGCGGCGGCGCCGGCGCCGGCGGCUCGUGGCGCAUCACCGUGCGCCAGCUGGAGUCCAUGGUCCGAUUAGCUGAAGCGAUGGCUAAGAUGCACUGCAGUGGACACGUAACGCCGCAACACGUCCACGAAGCUUACAGAUUGCUAAAUAAAUCGAUCAUCAGAGUGGAACAACCAGACAUUCACUUGGAGGAAGAUGAGCCUCAGUUUGAACCCACCAUGGACGUAGAUCAAGAUGUACCUAACGGAAAUGUUACAGAAAACGGUCACACAAAUGGUACAAACGGAGAUACAUCAACGAAGAAGAAACUGACACUUUCGUUCGAGGAGUACAAGUCGCUGAGUGACAUGCUCGUCGUCUUCAUGAGGAAGGCGGAAGCAGAUGCGGAGACUAAAGAUGAAGAAAGCUCGGGAAUGCGUAAAAGCGCCGUGGUGAGCUGGUACCUCGAACAGCUGGUCAGUCAGGGUGUCAUCGAAGAUGAAGACGAGCUCGUUGAAAGGAAGGUUCUGGUCGAGAAGGUCAUUGACCGACUUAUGUACCAUGAUCAAGUGAUAAUACCUCUAUCAACUACGGGCCUUAAAGCCUCGCAGAAGUCGGCCGACCAAGAAGUUGAAGACGACCCGUUGUUGGUCGUUCAUCCUAACUAUGUUGUAGAUGCAUAAUUCUACAUUCCUUUUGUUUUAUCAGUUACUUAUAUGUUCUCAUUGAUUUUUACAUGACGUUAAAGCAAACGUAGUGUAGUUUGAGGGAAGGCGUAUGUCCACCAUCAACUCUUACGCAUUAAGGCUCGUAUUCUAGAACUCUACUCAA
Molecule: messenger RNA, 2620 nt
Organism: Hyposmocoma kahamanoa
Lineage: Eukaryota; Metazoa; Arthropoda; Insecta; Lepidoptera; Cosmopterigidae
Gene: Mcm6
Product: DNA replication licensing factor Mcm6
Exons: 15
Coding region: 1-2472 (823 amino acids)
Biological process (GO): mitotic DNA replication; DNA replication initiation; double-strand break repair via break-induced replication
Cellular component (GO): MCM complex; nucleus
Molecular function (GO): single-stranded DNA binding; ATP binding; single-stranded 3'-5' DNA helicase activity
Source: RefSeq, a predicted model, not a curated record